AAAAUAAAAAAAAAAACUCAAUGAGUUCUCAUUGAAGUUUUAGCCGGUUUGUGAGGUUCAUUCGGCCAAUUGUUUGUCUCGUUUGUCGUCAAAGCAAGAACAGCUCUCUUUCAAAGUGUUUUCUCUGAUAAGAAACAAGUCAGUCUCCCUCCUGACUUCAACCAAGCGUACAACAGCAUUGAAAAGAUUCAUGAGCUCCAAGGAUCUGGUUCUCAUAGACAAGCUACAGGUGCAAGGCAUCACAGGUAGGGACUACUGGAAGAGGCCGACGAUUCAGCCUCUGGAAGUUUCUAUUAGCCUGCAAACCGAUUUCAAGGCCUCGAGUGUGUCGGAUGAUUUGAAACACUCUCUGAACUAUGCAGUGAUAUCCAGAAACGUGCUGGAGUUCUUUGAGAAGAACAGAGGCACAAACUUCAAGUCGUUCAUAAACGUUGCCAACAGAGUGUCAGAGGUGGUGCUCGAUGAGAAGAGAGGUGGAGGGAAUGAAUCCAAAGUCGUCAUCAGUGGUAAGAAGACCGAGAUUAAAGCCAAAGAAAUACAGGCAAUCGUCUCAAGAGUAAAGUCCAAUGGUGUUAUCCAGAGGCCAAGCACUACAAACGAUCUCAUCGCUAUCAAAUCGCUCACUGUGCCAACAAUCAUAGGAGUGUUCACUUUUGAAAGACUCCAAAAGCAAUACGUUUCCUUGGACUUGGACAUCUCCAUAUCGCAUUCAGAUGUCGAUGUCUACAGGAUCAUCGAGGACGUUGCCCUAUAUGUGGAGAAUUCGAACUUCAAGACCGUUGAAGCUCUCGUGGAAUGUGUCUCACAUGUUGUGUUACAAUUUGAACACAUCUUACAGGUUGUCACAAGAGUGGAGAAGCCCAAUGCAAUCACCUUUGCCAAUGGUGUUGGUGUUCAGGUCACCAGAACACCAAAGGACUUUGAAGGAGUUCCAAAGAUUGACGUGAAGGAACUUGCUAAACCAUUGGACUAUGAAAACUCCUUCAACUUGCCAACGCAAAGCACUGUCAUAGACACUGAUACUGAGAGCCAACACACCGCAUAUAUUGCCUUUGGUUCCAAUGUGGGCAAUCAAUUACAGAAUAUCAACGAAGCCAUCGUUGCCUUGAACUCCAUUGAAGGUACAGAUGUGUUGGCAACGUCGUCGCUAUACGAAUCUGAACCAAUGUACUUCUUAGACCAACCAAAGUUCAUCAACGGUGUUUUGAAGAUUUCUACAACAUCAUCUCCACACAUGUUACUCAAGCAUUUGAAAAGCAUUGAAUAUGAAACGCUUGGACGUACCAAACUCAAAGAUAACGGCCCGAGAUCUAUCGACCUAGACAUUCUGUUGUACGAUGAUCUCGUGUUGAACGAGCCUGACUUGGUCAUUCCACAUAUGAGAAUGAUUGAAAGAACAUUUGUGUUGCAACCAUUGUGUGAACUUAUUCCACCAGAGCAGAUCCAUCCAGUCACCGCAGAGCCUUACCACAACCAUUUGAAACAGCUCUAUGCUUCAAAAGUUGAUCAAACAAAGCAGAAGUCGAAUGAGUUAUCUGUGCAUGUACCAUUACAGAAUAAGUACUUCACUCGACCAACUCCACGUCAGCUAACCUUUGAUCUGUUAGGACAAUCACACCGUACCUAUCUGAUGGGUAUCCUAAACACAACACCAGACUCUUUCAGUGACGGUGGGGUGAAUGCCGAAUUGGACAUUGCUCUUGAGAAUGCCCUUCAAAUGGUGAAAUCAGGCGUAGAUAUCAUCGAUAUUGGAGGAGUCUCUACCAGACCUGGGUCCAUUGCACCAUCUGCAGAGGAAGAAUGGGAACGUGUUGUUCCAAUUGUCAAGGCCAUUAGAUCACAUCCUGACGAGGACUUGAAAAACGUCAUCAUCAGCAUUGAUACGUAUCGAGCCAGUGUGGCAUCAGAUUCUAUAGAGGCUGGUGCUGAUAUCAUUAACGAUAUUAGUGGUGGAUUGUACGACGAGAAGAUGUUUGACGUUAUUGCUGAAACUGGAGUUCCAUACAUCCUCAGUCAUACAAGGGGGACACCAGAUACCAUGUCAAAGUUGAACCAAUACACUGCGAAUGAUGAUCCUGACUUGGUUGAGUACACCCGUUGUCAAUCAAACUACAACCAUGACGAGGAUAUCCUGUUAAAGGCAGUGGCCAGGGAGCUUUGCGUCCAGUAUGAGAAAGCCAUAGACCGAGGCGUUAAGAGAUGGCAGAUCAUCACCGACCCCGGUAUAGGAUUUGCUAAAGACCUCAAACAGAAUCUCGCAUUGAUCAGAGGUACGCCUUUGAUCAAGUCCUAUUCGAAUUAUAACGAGUCCACUAAACGUUACAACAGUCUGGAUGGGUUACCAAUCUUGGUUGGACCGUCGAGAAAGAAGUUUAUUGGCACUCUCACCAAUGAGAAGAUCCCUGCUGAAAGAGUGCUCACCACAGGUGCUGUCAUCAUGUCAUGUAUUGGCUAUCAGUCCGACAUUGUUCGUGUCCAUGACGUUGAAGAGAUGAAGAAGGUGCUACUGAUUGGAGAUGCCCUGUACAGGGACAUUGUAUGAUAUAGGACCGUGGCAGCAUAAGAUCCCAUAUACAUUACGAUAUCAAUCUACGUCAAAUGCUUCAUAAACCAAUCCGGAAAAGUAAAAUAUAAUUAAGUACAAAGAACAGAAGGUAUAUAUGAACUAGAAUAUAUACUCGGUAGUAAAAUCUCAUA
Molecule: messenger RNA, 2697 nt
Organism: Williopsis jadinii
Lineage: Eukaryota; Fungi; Ascomycota; Saccharomycetes; Phaffomycetales; Wickerhamomycetaceae
Gene: FOL1
Product: trifunctional dihydropteroate synthetase/dihydrohydroxymethylpterin pyrophosphokinase/dihydroneopterin aldolase FOL1
Exons: 2
Coding region: 191-2542 (783 amino acids)
Biological process (GO): tetrahydrofolate biosynthetic process
Cellular component (GO): mitochondrial envelope
Molecular function (GO): dihydropteroate synthase activity; 2-amino-4-hydroxy-6-hydroxymethyldihydropteridine diphosphokinase activity; dihydroneopterin aldolase activity
Source: RefSeq, a predicted model, not a curated record